Asparagus officinalis (garden asparagus) is the source of this 2511-nucleotide messenger RNA. RefSeq names its product probable protein S-acyltransferase 19. Lineage: Eukaryota; Viridiplantae; Streptophyta; Magnoliopsida; Asparagales; Asparagaceae. Gene Ontology annotation, molecular function: protein-cysteine S-palmitoyltransferase activity. Gene Ontology annotation, biological process: peptidyl-L-cysteine S-palmitoylation; protein targeting to membrane. Gene Ontology annotation, cellular component: endoplasmic reticulum; Golgi apparatus. The record is from RefSeq and is a predicted model, not a curated record. Bases 61 to 2037 code for a protein of 658 amino acids. The transcript is spliced from 9 exons.
AGAUAUUUUCCUUUUGAUUUCUGAGAGAAAUUGCGAAAAGCCCCCAAAAACUCAGGAGCCAUGGUGAGGCGUCAUGGAUGGCAACUCCCUGCUCACACUUUUCAGGUUAUUGCUAUCACAGUAUUCUUCCUAUUGGUUGUUGCAUUCUAUGCCUUUCUUGCUCCUUUUCUUGGGAAACACGUCUUUGAAUACGUUGCUAUCGGCGUGUAUUCACCUGUGGCACUUGUGGUUUUUAUCCUUUAUAUUCGAUGUACACGUAUUGACCCUGCUGAUAUUGGAAUCAUGGCUAAGUUCGAUGAUGAGAUUGUCAGUAAACCGAACAGCAACCCAAGAUUACAAAGCAUAAACCUACCUGCUAAUUUGGAUACCAACAGAAGUGGUAUACAAUCUUCUCCAUCUUCAAUGUGCAGAAGCUCGCUAGAUGGUGAUUACGAUGGAAAAGUUCCAGGCAAAGAGGAUGUAAUUGGUUUACCAAGAGCUCCUCCAAGAAAGAGGCCAUCAUCUUGCUGCUUGGUUGGAGGAGUGUUAUGUAUGAUAUUUGUCAAAGAUGACUGCAGGACAGAGGACAUUGCUAGUAGAGAAGAUGCUUUAUUUUGUACAUUGUGCAAUGCUGAGGUCGGUAAAUUCAGUAAACACUGCAGAAGCUGUGAUAAAUGUGUUGAUGGAUUCGAUCAUCACUGUCGGUGGCUUAAUAACUGUGUUGGGAGGAAAAAUUAUGUGACGUUUAUCUCUCUUAUGGCCGCCAGUCUCAUUUGGCUCGUAAUUGAAUUUGGAGUUGGUGUUGCUGUUUUCGUGCUCUGCUUUGUUGAUAAGAAGGGAACCGAAAGUAGCAUUGUCGAUAAGCUUGGAAAUGGUUUCUCUCGUGCUCCUUUUGCUACUGUGGUGGCCGUUUGUACUGUGGUUUCCCUCCUGGCUUGUAUACCACUGGGAGAACUAUUUUUCUUCCACAUGAUAUUGAUUAAAAAGGGAAUAACAACCUACGAAUAUGUUGUGGCAAUGAAAGCCAUGAGUGAGGCACCACCAGCAUCUGCUGAUGAGGGUCCAAACCCUCUAUAUUCACCGACCAAUUCAGCAACAACAGGGCUAAGUAUUGGAAGCUCUCUCGGUCUCCAGUAUAAAGGUGUCUGGUGCACUCCUCCAAGGGUUUUCGUGGAUCAUCAGGAUGAUGUGAUUCCCCAUCUUGAGCCUGGAAUGGUUCCCUCCACCGUGGAUCCUGAUGCUGCCGGUCAAGCAGCACGAGCUGCCAAGGCCAAAAAGGCUGUAAAGAUCAGUGCAUGGAAGCUCGCCAAGCUUGAUGCUGGCGAGGCUGUCAAGGCUGCAGCAAAAGCCCGUGCCUCCUCCUCGGUCCUCCGCGCCAUUGAUGGUCGUCGCCAGAUCCCCACUGACGCUGCUUCCACUGACUUUGUCUCUAGCGACAACGCAAGUAUCAGAAGCAGCAUGAGCUUGGACUAUGGGGCUCAUAUGGAUCUAAAGACCGACACGAAGCUCUCUCCCCUUCGCAACUCUUAUCCUCAGAGUCUUGCAAGUAGGGAGGAUUAUGAGACACACACACCAACUGCAAGUAGCAUCAGCAGCCCAGCUAGGAGCCUGAACAUGAAUGCUAACCCUAACCAUAACCCGAUGCCAGUUCAUCGCCCCCUGGUCCCUGUCCCCAACCGGCCUUUGGCUUCAGUCCCAGAUCGACCUCUUGGUCCACGAGGGACUCUUCCAAGGGCUUCAGUUGUGUGGGACCAAGAAGCUGGUCGUUAUGUGUCGGUGCCGCCUCCAGCGAUAUCUAACAGAGCGGAAACUGCUAGGGAUUCGGUUGCAAACCCCAGGCAGAAUCCUCGUGUGCUUGGACCUGAGAGGUUGAUGUACACUGGGCAGUCGAUAUUCUUUGGUGGGCCUCUUCUCGGUGCAGCAGCCAGAGAUGGGCGGAGAACUGAGGGGAGUGCUGGAUUGAGACCGGAGACUGAGAGGGAUCAGAAUGCAGGCCGAAAUGAAGGACGAGGCGACUCAUUCCCUGUGUUUGUUCCUGGAGGAUUUCAAAGCAAUUGAUCUCUUAAAGCCAUUUACAACCAUUUUGAGCUAACUCGAACAGUUUUGAGGGAUUCAAGGUUCUGUGAUCCAGAAUGCAGCCCAGGACUCGAAAACAGAAGCCUCACCUCCGAUACAAUGAGAUGCUCUAUCGCGGAAUCAAAAGCGACUAACUUCUUCUGCUGAUUCUUGUUUUGGCCAAGAACAAUCUGAUUUCAAUCCUCUGAUGUAACAUAUUUCCUUGCCUGUAAAUCAACCAGUAUUCUUCUGAUCCACAUCAGUAGGUAGGAUUAGGUAGUUUCUGUUGAAGGAUUUCAAGGAUUCUUUUGCUGAUUCUCUAUGAACGAUUUCUCUUCCUCAGCAAAAUUGUUUAUGUUGCGGUUGAUUUCUGCACGAAAUAUGAUGUUUUAUGCAUGUGUGUGCAUGUGGUAAAAUGCUACCUUUCGGUAUUAUUUUUUCCCCACUCAUCAAGUAAAUGUCAAGGGUUACCGUUUA